This is a messenger RNA of Bacillus rossius redtenbacheri, 33597 nucleotides long. RefSeq names its product OTU domain-containing protein 7B-like. Gene Ontology annotation, cellular component: nucleus; cytoplasm. The coding region runs from base 20801 to 23467 and encodes 888 amino acids. The transcript has 10 exons. Gene Ontology annotation, biological process: protein K11-linked deubiquitination; protein K48-linked deubiquitination; protein deubiquitination involved in ubiquitin-dependent protein catabolic process. The record is from RefSeq and is a predicted model, not a curated record. Lineage: Eukaryota; Metazoa; Arthropoda; Insecta; Phasmatodea; Bacillidae. Gene Ontology annotation, molecular function: cysteine-type deubiquitinase activity; zinc ion binding; DNA binding.
UUAGAGUAUGUAUGAUUAAUCGCUAAAGUAAUAUAUCUGUAUUUUGUGUUUAUAAUCCUUUAAUUCUUAUAUUUAAUUUCAUAUUGAUUAUGUAUCCUUAUAUGUGUUUUUGUUCUUUGCACCUUAGUGUUUACCUGUGGCAUGUGUUUUGUAAAAGUUAAAUGACCCAUUUGGGCCAAGGUUAUAAUUUGUAUUUAGUAAUUUUAAAAGUAGGACGUUGGAGGAUGUUAUGAUUUGCAUGCAUUACGAUUAUAAUUCAAAAAGAGUACGGCGCCCAGAAUGGCAAAUAGUUAAUGCUUAAAAAAAUUUCAAUUAAGUACUGUUUUCGUAAGUAUUUGUCAUAUGUUACGGCUGUUUUUUUACUUGUUUGUAAGUGGAAUGUUGCCGAAAUGUGUUUCCUUAUAAUUUUUAUUAAUUGUAUCCAAUUUUUGUUUGUCACCUUGUUUUAAGUAAGAGGUGUUGCUGCUUUCCACCUACUCAAAAGCAAAGUGUUUUGGUAUGUAGUUUCAGUGUUUACUUACAAUGGACUAUUUUUAAUUGUUUUUUAUGCAAGAAUUAUCUCUGAUUUUCAUUAUCUGCAAAUAAAUAUUUCAUAAUUCGCGACCUACAAAGGUUUUUAAAGUUUAGUUUGUGUAAGUUGUGGGGUCAUUCCAUGUCAAAUCAACCAAAAAAAAAAUACUGUUUUCAACCCGACCUUCUGAGAUAAGUCUGAAUUUUGGUACGUUGGUAGCCCUAGUAAAUACUAACAUAGAGCAGGUUUUAUUUUAUUACUAUCCCUUCCAGUUUUUGAUUUGUACAGUUCCAAACAUGGUCAAAAUUAUGUUUUUUUUUGCUCGCAAUAAAAUCUUGAUUUAUUUAUAGGUUGAGUUCUAAUAAAGCUGGAACAGUGAAAAUAAGCUCAUUUUUGAGCUUAUUUGCUGGGCUUUAAUUUGAUAUACAACAUAAAAACAUAAAAAAAAAAUAAUCACUUUUCAAAAACUUUUUAAAAAUUGUAUAUUCUGGUUUUUGAAAAAAUGUACUUUUAAAUUCAGAAAAAAAUAUAUGUUAAAGAACAACAUACUGACUAUGAAUGCUGAAAGUUUUAUUUUGGGAUGCCAAUGGGAUCAUAUUAAAAUACAAUUUUAUGUAGAGUGGCUAUUUUUAUCAUAGGAAUUCACUGCUUAUUUUGUUCUUAUUCUACUCUCCCUGUAGUUAUAGGGUAAAUAAGAUUAAAGUAUUUUUUUUACUGCAAAUUUAGUUUAAAUGUGAUGGCAAUAUACUAUAUGCAGCAAUUUGUAGGCUAGUUAUCUGUAUUAUGGACAAUUGAGUAUUAGUUAUAAGUCUAGGCUUAUACUGCAAACUACUAGCUUUAUGUUUUGUGUUUAUUAUUUUAUUUUCUGAUUCAGUUACAAUAGAACACUGUAUUAUAGUAAAUUAUGCACAAUGCCGAAAAUUUCUGCAUUAUGCUGUAAUCCAUUCAGUCAGAAAGGCCAUAACAAUCACAAGAAGAACCUACGAAAUGUUAAUGAGCGUAUGAUCAAAAAAUUACCUUCUUUAGUGCUGACUCAAAAAGUCUGUGAUAUGCAGAAGAAAAAAAUAUCAAAAAUUGUAACUAGGCCUCAACCAGAAUUAGAUAUAGAAUCCCAGAGCUCUCAAAGUUCUGAAGACACAACAAAGAACGUUAUAACUGAUGUUUUUGUAGACAGUUUGAACAACUCUUUGCAAAUAUUGGGUGAGACACCUAUUAAGAAAAAGUGUUUAACUUAGCUGAAAAGAACUGGGUAUUCAAAAACUAAAAUUGAAAAAUUAUCCUCUGCAGUAAAAAGAGAACUUAAUGUAUCGCCAGAAAAGAAAAAAGCCAACACAUCUGAAUCUGAAAUUAUUCUUCAGUUAAAAGAAAAAUUCAAAAAUUGUUCUUCCAGAAGUGAGAAAAUAACAGUGUUAACAGUUUUACCUAAAAGUUGGCCAGUAGCAAAAAUUCAGGAAGAGUUUUCAUGUUCAAACUAGUAUAUGGUCAGGAAAGUUAAAGAGCUAGUUAAAGAGAAUGGAAUUUUGUCAUCACCCAACCCAAAACCUGGAAAAGUCCUUGAUAAAACAACUGUUGAAUUGGUGAAAAACUUUUAUUGCACUGAUGACAUUAGUAGAUCCAUGCCUGGAAAAAGCAACUUUGUUGCAAGAAUAAUGGAUGGGGAAAAAAAGUACAAAAAAGAUUAGUAUUAACUAACCUAAAAGAAAUUUAUGCAAAGUUUAAAGCUCCGUUCACGGAUGUUCAAAUAGGUUUCUCAAAAUUUGCUGAACUAAGGCCUAAAAACGGUUUGUUAGCAGGUGGAAGUGGCACGCACUGUGUUUGUGUCUGUACAACACAUCAGAACUUCAAACUUAUGCUGGAUGGUUGCAGAAUAUACAAAUUAACCGGAGAAGAAGUAAUAUACAAGCAUUGUUUUGCUAGAGUUAUGUGCAAUGCCCCUUUGCCUUGCUGCUACUUCAAUGAGUGUGAAUUCUGUCCUGGGUCUGGACUUUAAAGAGAGUUUUUCGAAACAACACUAGACUCUAACAACAUUGACCAGAUAACUUACAAAAAGUGGGUUACAGUUGAUUGGACUUCUUUAGAAACGAUGAUACAAACAACAAAAGAGUUUAUCGAUUGUUUGAUUGAAAAGUUGGACUUGCUGAAACGACACUCCUUUAUUGCAACACAACAAUCUUAUUUUCAAAAAAACACAAAGUGUGACCUCAAGGUAGGAGAGUUUUUGGUAGUUACUGAUUUUUCAGAAAAUUACACAUUUAUAAUACAAGAUGAGGUCCAAGGUAACCAUUGGACGAACAUUCAAGCAACUGUCCACCCUUUUGUUGCCUAUUACAAUGAUGAUAAUGAAAUCAAACAUAUGAGUUAUGUUGUAAUAUCUGACCCAUGACACAGUUGCAGUACAUCUAUUCCAUUCAUAUUUAGCCUAAUUGACUUUUUAACUGGAUAUUUUGGUAAGAAACCUACCAAAAUGUUCUAUUUUUCAGACGGCUCAGCAGCUCAGUAUAAGAACAAAAAAAAAUUAAUUUAUGCCAUCAUGAAGAUGAUUUUGGAAUCAAUGCUGAAUGGCAUUUUUCUGCUACUGCCCAUGGAAAAGGAGCCAGUGAUGGUGUGGGUGGGACUGUCAAGAGACUAACAGCUCGUGCUAGUCUUCAACGACCUCUCUCUGACCAGAUCCUGAGCCCUGAACAAUUUUACUUGUUUGCUAAAGAAAAUAUUAAAGGCAUUCACUUUCAGUUCUCUACUUCAGAAGACCAUUUAAGACAUGAACUCAGCCUCAAAGAAAGAUUUGACAAAUGUUGUCCAAUCAUUGGAACCCAGAAGUUGCAAUCUUACAUUCCUCUGACAAAAAACAAAAUCAAGACGAAACUGUACUCUAACUCAGACAAAAGUGAAGUUGUGCUGGUUACUGAUUUAGACACUGAUCCUGUACCCUUCAGUAAAAUAACACAUGGUGGGGUAAAUAUGUAGUUGGGCGGUAUUUGCGAAAACAAUUUUUAAAAAUCCGAAAAUACCUUUAUUUUAUGCUCUUCAACUUCCUCUUUUCAUUAAAAGUGGCGGAGGUAAGAAAUUCCAAAUACUUUAGGAGAUAUUGAAUUUUUAAAUUUCAUCAUAUGUAGUUGAGCGGUAUUUGCGAAAAAAAAUGUUAAAAAUCCGAAAAUACCUUUAUUAUAUGCUCUUCAACUUCCUCUUUUCAUUAAAAGCGACGGAGAUAAGAAAUUCCAAAUACUUUACGAGAUAUCGAAUUUUUAAAUUUCAUCACAAUACCAGUGCCGUGAUGUGGCGGUUAACAUUGUUUCUUGUUUACGUACGAGGUACGAGUAUCUACUUUUUUUAUUGGAUAAUGAUGUCGCGUGAUUGUUCGUGAUAGGCCAGAAUUCAAACGAACCAAUACGUGAUUAUUUAGUUCAUUUAUUGUUUAAAACGGUGUUUAAUUACCGCCUCCAAUUUAGGUGAGUUUUUAACGUUUCUAAUUUUAAAGUCUUAUUUGUGUUUUUGAUAUUGUUGCGCAAGUAAUAACAAAAAAAAUUUACGUGAGUUGUUACUGUGCAUCCUUUGUUACGGGUUUGUUAGGUAAGGUCAGUUACAUUAUAAAUAAUUUAAAACUAAAGAAUAAUUAAAAUUAAUUCACAUUAUUUUUAAUGUCGGCUUAGUUUGAAAGUAUUAAUAAUGUAACUGACCUGACCUAAUCAACCAUUUUAUUAAUUACGCAUUGACGAUUCACGUAUUCACGAACACACUGCAAAAUAACAAAAAAUGGCGUCGCUUGAAUGGUUCCAUAGGUCUUGUAUUGCAAAAUUAAAAAAUUCGAUAUCUCCUAAAGUAUUUUGAAUUUCUUAUCUCCGCCGCUUUUAAUGAAAAUAGGAAGUUGAAGAGCAUAUAAUAAAGGUAUUUUCGGAUUUUUAACGUUUUUUUUUCGCAAAUACCGCUCAACUACAUAUGAUGAAAUUUAAAAAUUCGAUAUCUCCUAAAGUAUUUGGAAUUUCUUACCUCCGCCACUUUUAAUGAAAAGAGGACGUUGAAGAGCAUAAAAUAAAGGUAUUUUCAGAUUUUUAACAUUUUUUUUUGCAAAUACCGCCCAACUACAUAUUUACCCAUGGUGGCUAUAUUGCCUGUAAAUAUGAUGACCACUGGUGGAUGGCAUGUGUACUUGAUAAAAGUGAAGAAAAUGAUGAGAUUGAGGUUACCUUUUUGCAUCCACAUGGACCAGCAGCAUCAUUCUCAUUUCCUCGCCAUCUUGACAUUUUACAAAUCAGAAGCAGUGAUGUUAGGGCAACAUUAAAUCCAAAAACUGCCACUGGAAGAACAUACACCCUUUCGCAUUGUGAAAUGCUCCUAUGCUCGAGACUUAUUCAAUGAGUUCAACCCCCAACCUGAUAGAUGAUUUGCACAGUGUAAACUAUUUUCAAAACCGUACAAUAUUUACAUAUAGUGUUCUAAUAUUUUUUUAUAUGUGCUAAAUAAUGUGAAUCAUCAAACAGUUCAAUUGCAACAGUUAAAACAAUUUGCAGUGCAGUUCAGUCAGAAUUGGUAAUUAUCCUACUUGUUUAUAUGCUACAAUACAAUUUUUUAACUACAUAACUGUUUUGAAAAAUAUGCUUAUGAAACCACAAACAAUUAGUGUUUUCCAAAAUAAAAGAUACUUAUUAAUUAUAUUAGGUAGUUGAUAUUAUAAAUUACUUCAAGGCCUACUUUAUUGUUGAAUUUACUGCUAUUCCAACGCAAAUUUACUAACCUUACAGCAGCAGGUUAAAAUAGUGACCCACUCUUUUACAUGAAAUUGUAUUUUAAUAUGAUCCCAUUGGCAUCCCAUAAUAAAACUUUCAGCAUUCAUAGUCAGUAUGUUUUUCUUUAACAUAUAUUUUUUUCAGAAUUUUAAAAGUAAAGGUUUUUAAAAACCAGUAUAUACAAUUUUUAAAAAGUUUUUGAAAAGAGAAUUUUUUUAAAAAUGUUUUUAUGUUGUAUAUCAAAUUAAAGCCCAUCAAAUAAGCUCAAAAAUGAGCUUAUUUUCACUGUUCCAGCUUUAUUAGAACUCAACCUAUAAAUAAAUAAAAAUUUGCUCGCGAACAAAAAACCCUGAAUUUUGGCAAUGUUUGGAAUUGUACAACUAAAAAACCAGAAGGGAUAAAAAUAAAAUAAAAAUUACUCUAUGGUACUAUUUAAUAGGGCUACCACCAUACCAAAUUUCAGACAAAUCUGAGAAGGUCGGGUUGGGGCCUUGGUUGAUUUGACAUGGAAUGGCUCUGUGCGGCAAUUGACAAAUCAACCAAUUUAAUAACACUACUAUAGACUUAUAAAGACAACAUAAAUAAAAAAAAAAACUAUGUGCAUGUAGUCCACGUGCGACAGAAGUAAAACUUUUUGCUUAUCAAGUAUAGAUAGAGAUAAAUUAUUAGUAUUCUUUUUAGUGUAUAAGAGAUAAUUAGAAUAGUAAGGAUGUGGGCAUGAUCUAAAAUGAAAAAUGAAAUAAAAUAUGGUAGCAUUGAUCGUUGGCUGUUACGAAAACUGAGGAGUAGACAAACACAAGCAGCAUUAUGAGAAUUCUGUAGCAUCACUACUUUGUCUUUCUAACUUUCCCCUGCUGUCUCCCCUUCCGGCCAUUACAACUAGCAUAUAGCACGCUACGCUACAUACCUAUCCCCCCUUCUUUUUGGCAUCUUCACAUUUGACCACUAGUGCAUGCAUUUGAGUGGCAUCGCCGCUGAUGUACCUAUUCUCCUUUACCGGUUCCCCACCACGUACCUAACUUCUCCCCUCAUGUGAUCGGAAUUUUUGUAACACUCAAUAAUUGUUGUCUCCCCAGCAAAGAAUUUUCAAAUAAAAAUAAAUAAAGAUUUAUUAUUAAGUUCCUUUUUUUUUAUUUCUAAUGAUCCUGUUAAAGCACAUUCAAAUACUUUCUAAACUCAAUUGUAAUUAACAAUUUAAGUUCUUCUGUGCUGUAUCUCGGUGUUGCCAUGCUUGGGUACAACCUGAAAUCCUAAAAAAAGUUAUAAAAAUAAAUGUAUCAUUCCCACAAACAAAAGGAAAGAAAUUGAAAGCAAAACAGUUUAAACAGUAGCCUAAGGGUCAUUUAAUGUCAAAUCACCUAGAGCCAUGUGCUCUAAGGUUACAGAUUUUGUUCAAAUUUUUUUUUAUGCAUUCAUACUUAUAACAUGAGUAACUGUGAAUUAUUUUAGAAUUUUUUAAUUAAAACUGGAAGAAUGAUAAAUUUUCGAAACUUUCAGUUUUUGAGCGAAUAAUGUUCUCUGACAAUCUUAACCAGUACACUUAAAUUACUAUAAAACCCACAAUUUUCAUGCUAUCUAGCUCAUUUAAAUUGCAAAUAAAAGCUAAUAUUCCAUACUUUGUAGACGUGGACAUAGAGAAGUAACAAAUUCCAUCACAAAAAUUUUACACUGAGCAUGGAAUACAAUUUUAAGCUAUUUUGCACCUUUGCUCGCGCUCAAUACUGUAGCAAGGUUCAAACCAUGCCAACUGCCAUCAUUAUUGUAGCAGCCAACCACGGUCUGACCACCAUCUUUGCCUUGCUGGGUGGAUCUUUAGGUUUCACCAGUUUAUUAGAAACGAACAAAAACAAGGUGUGAUUCCGUCUGAAAUAUAAUUACUCCAUACUGAGGAAACUUAUAACAGAUACAAGAAAAUAUUAACGUACAAUAUUAAUUACAUUCUUAAACAGCUCUUAGGUAUAUUCAAAAAAAAAUUAUUGGCCGGCCGUACAUGGAAUUAUCAAAAGUUUCAUUUACUAAAAAUACAUAAACCAUAAAAAAAAAACCCAUAUAUUAAAACUAUCCCAGUUGAGGUAUGUACAUAAAGUCCAGAAAUUAUGUUUGUAUGAUUAACUUUGUUUGACGGCAUAAUUUAAAGAAAGUUCAAAAAAGGGCCAAAAGAUACAGAAGCACCGGAGGUCGCGGCUUCGUUUCCCGGAGAUCACGCGGGAACAUGAUGCCAGGGCGCUUGUGUCCUGUUGUGGAAGGGAGAUGAAAAUGCCAAUUCGGCGUCCGGCUCUCGGACCCUGUCUGGAACAGUCCGAAUCAAAACUGAUUAGAACUUGUACACAGACAGUAUACGGGGCAGAAAAUGCCCGGAAAAGUUAAGGGGAGGUUGAGGAAAGUCGCAGAUCGUCACUCACCAGACAGGGGAGUUGGCUUCUAUUUACAGAUGCGUCGCCAGCCAGGAACUGGAUCCCGCGAAUACGCGGUUGGCGCGGUCGUUUCUACCAUUUCAAAAGAAAUAAUUUAACAGAAAACUAACUAUCACACUUUGUACUAUGCAGAUGGACUAAACUACAUAAAGAAGAUUAUAGGGAUAGCAGCCCUUAUUUAAGCGACUACAUAGUCGGUUGCGGCCGGACGGAAGUCUUGCAGUGUCUCGUCGACUCGCCGAUAAUCAAACGGUCCGUCUGCAGUCGCGGCGUGAAGUGUAGCGCGGAGAACCGCGUCUCGUAAUUAAAAGUAAAUCUUGAAUCAAAAGUGGAGGGGAGGGGGCUGGGAGUCCGGACCGAAAGGUCCCGAAGUUCCCCGAGUGGGCGUCAUAAAAAAACUCUGACUGAUGUCUCGAAGUUGGUAGCACUGGCCGACCUUAGUGCUACCUGUUGAGAGGUGUCUGAAAUAAAAAGAAUCGACUCGCCGAAGGCGUCUGCUUAAACCAAGGGUCAAAGGGACAGUAGGUGCUACACUCUGGCGGCCUACAGGGUAAGUUGGCUGGGCGGUUAGCGAGUUUGCCGCUAGGUGUCGCGGGGUGGUCCAUCUUGGCACACACAUUUUUUAUGCAAGGCGUCCUUGGAGACGGUCGCUGUCUGCUGGGGUUUCUGACCGGUCAUUGGUCUUAGGCGAAUUCUUAGAACCGAGAGAGGAGGGGGGUGAACAAAAGUGCAACGACGCUGAGAAUGAGCGUCCAUGACGUGCUUUUCGAGGAGAGAACCUAAUACGUAUUCGUGACAGUAAAGGCUAUGGUCAGCUCGUCUCUGAGAAAUGGUAACAGCUCGUCCAGAGCUGCUGUAGGCGGUUUUAGUCAUGAAGUGAAGUAACGUUACAGGCCUGGGACGUGCCUGUAAGCGAGGGAAAUUUUAAGCGGGCAGCCAACAAAGUAUUAGAUCUGCAAAAUAUCAGAUACGUCUCUGGGAAAGGUGCUUCAUACUACUGGCACAAAGUUUAACUUAAAGGAGUACACCAGACUAACAAAAAGUAAAUCGCCCUUUAGUAACCAAAUUAUAGAGCAAAUAAAAUUUCCAAAAAUAAUUUAAAAUUAUAAUAAAAUUAGAAGAAAAAAAACGUGUCAAAAUUCCUAAUUUCCAGCACAAUACCAUAACUCAACAACCACAAUGAGCACUAGCUUGAAAAUUUAUUUUUACAUACACAUUAGCAUUAGGUAAACUAUAUUUGAAAAAUGAAAAGGGUGUGUUUUGUGGUUUUUAAAUUUUAAAAUUUUUAAUACUGAGGUAUGUAAUAAUGCCCAAAUCCAAAGUAAUUGCCACAUAAAAAAAUUAAAAUUAAUUGGGUUUAUGCUAAAUACAAAUCUGGCUUUUUUUUGCAAAGAAACUUACCAAAGUAACUUCGUACUGGGUCCAGAUAAUGUUACUUAGUGUUUAUAGACUAUAUGCACAUCUCACUACUCUGUCAUAUUGUAUGCCAAUUCUUCAAUAAUUUUCUGUUCAUCGGGUUGUAGUGCAUAUGUCCUGCCUGAUGAUGAUGUUGAAGGAACUUGAACUUCUUUAAUACAGUUUUCAUAAGGCACCCAGCAGCAGUCAUCCUUAAAUGGCCAGUGAAAUGUUGACGAAGGACCGCAAGGAUGCAUGAACUGAAUUUUAGAAUCUAUUUCAACAUCUGACACUUCAAGUAUUUUACCUACCUACCACUUUUGUUCAUAUUUAACCGCAAAAUAUUUCUCUGGAAGAAUAUUCACCACUUCUGCAUGUUUCUGUACACCAACUACUGCUGUAAAAGAUUUUUCAGAAACAGAAACUCGUUUAACAAUCAAAGUGUUUUCAUCAGUAGGUUUGAAGUAAUGAUUUUCUCUAGUGCCUGUAAUGGAUGUUGCAUUUGCAUAUCGUUCGAUAAGAAAUUUCUCAUUAUAUGUACUCUAUUUCAACCACAGAUGUGUAAAAAACUUCAAUUCUUUUUAUAUUUUCUGUAGCAAAUUUGAAUAAAUCCUCAGAGUUUAAAAUUUGUCUGUUAACAGUUCUCUGAAGACUGAAUCUUGUAGCCAGUUGUUUGAUUGUACCACCCACUCCAUCACAUGCAUUUUUGCCAUGGCUGGUGGCAAAGAAGCUCCACUCAGCAGAUAGACCAUGGUCUUCUUGAUGGAAACACAAGUUAAUAAAAUUUUUAUAGUUUUUGUACUGUGCAGCACUACCAUAAAUGAAGUAAAAUACAUGACUCAAAUGUGGUAGUUCUCUUCGUAAGUGCUGUAAUAAUGACUUUUGGAAAGUGAAAAAUGCUGUGGUGUCAUGCUUAAGGCAGUCACUUAUGAACAAUGAUUUUGACUUCAAGACAUCAUCACUAUCAGUUUAAUAAACAACAAAUGGAUGUAAGGUAACUUGAAUGUUUUGCCAAUGGAAACCUUGUGCAGCAACUUGCAAAAUACAGGUGUAAUUUUCUGCAAAGUCAGCUAUAAUGACGCAAGAGUUUCUAUCUAAUUUAAUUUUUAUUUGCUUUAGGUAGCUACCGACUUUGCGACUUGACUGUGAAAUGAUGUUUAGUCAAAACCACCAAUUUAUCUAUUAGCAGAUCAACAAAAUCAUCAGCAGACUUUGUCAGUGUUUCAAGCGAUUCACGGUCAGUGUGAAUCCAUUGUUUGAAAACAAUAAUGUCUUUUGUUUCAAAAAUUUCUAAUUGCAUAAGGUACUCACGAAGUACUGACGCAUUUGGACAGUUAGGACAUGUGUGAAGCAUGCAUUCUUCUGAAAUUAAUAUCACAUACCAAUGUAUGCAGGAGCUCUUGAUAUGGUAUGUUUAAAUGAAUACUCUGCAUCAUUAAUUUCACAUUUUGGUGAUAGGUACGCACACACACUGAAUGAAUAUCACGAAUGCCUACAGUUACACAUUCUUUUGAACGCAAUUCACAAAACUUAGUAAAACCUAUUUUAUCAUUAGGGUUUUGUUCUUUAAAAGACAAAUAAACAUCUUUUAAAUUAUGCAAAAUUAGCCUUUUUGUUUUCAAUUCUAUUUUCCCGUGUUCACUUGGUACAGACACGCAGUCUUUUGUGUUGGAAGAAACUCUACUUAUCUCAUCGUCAUAGUAGAAAUCUUUCACCUUCUUUACUAACUUUUCACUUAGAUGAUGACCUUUCCUUUUGUCUAUACUACCUAAAACUCUAUAAUUCUCUAGAACAUUUCUAGCCUUUUUUUUUACCAUAUAUUCAGUUGUGUCAAAAAAAUGAACAGUUUGUUGAAUACUCCAAGAUUGCGGGACAAGUGUCAGUAUUUGAAGUUUUUCAAUAAUUUCAUUUGUUUUAAAUUUUUCUCUUAAUCUAUCCAUGAGGCAACUGCAAUCACUACACUGUAUGCUUGAAUCACUGGCAGUGUUUACAGAGUCUUCAAUGGGAAAAGCUUUACUUGCUGUUUCUGUAAAACUAGCUAAUAAACGCUGAGCCUUACUUUUCAAGUAUGCACUUAUUUCCUCCUGCUUCCUUUUAGUAACUUUUACUGGAGAAGAACCAAUUAGUUUACAACUUUCAUUCAGUUUUUCCAGGACCUGAGAAGGGGUAUCUGGAUCAUAGUCACUGUCUGAAACAUUAUCACUGUUGCUAGUCGCAGACACUACUAAUUUUCUACAGGUUAUACAAAGUUUGGUGCCUGGUAAAAGUUUCACCGUGGUCUGAUAUUUUUUUGAAAAUGAAACUGAAACAUCCUUGAGACAGUUUCUAACAUUUUUGUUGUGUUUUUUAAAUGGGUCACAACAAAUUCUCUGGCGAUCUUCAAAUGUUGUAAGAAAUGUACACCUAUGCUGGUAACAUAAGUUUUCAAUAUUGUGACAAUUAGUUCUUAACCUUAAAAGUUCCUGUUCUCUUUCACCAAAUUCAGAAAAGCAUAUGAAACAUUUUUGUUUACUCUCUGUGUGAGGUGAGCAGUCUUCUUGGAGAUGCAGGCCAACUGAGCACUUGUUCAUUAUUUUAAACUGAUGUGCGCAGCAACUAGAAAACUGUGAAAUACUCCGUUAAGACUCUGAAACUCAUAACUUCUGGACUUACAACCUAUUCACAUUAGAAGCCAGUGAGAGACUAGCUACUACAUGCCCAAACCAACUGUGGUCCCGGGAAAAAUGUGAACUACCCAAUGUCAGACGCACCCCUCCCUCCGCCGUCAUCCCUUCCACCACACUGUCCCCUCCCUUUCCCUAGUCCGCCUCAAGGGUCGAAGCGCGUCAUGUCGCGGGUGGGACGGCAAGUAGAGUUGUUACCAUAAGUCACGACACUGUGCGCGGAUACGGGAAUAUCGCUGUUCAAGUAUUUCACGGAUCCUUUGAAAGCGGAGCAAGGUUUCGAAGCGUGCGUGACUGUAAUAUAACGUGUAUUGACAAAUGGCAUCGGGCAGUACAACAAAACACAAAACUAUACAUAGCCAGUGCAGGGAAGUGAUUAGCAAUGUGAUUGCAUUUUGUGAUCAGGAGAAGGCAUCAGGCAAACUUACCCAUCCAUUAUGUAAUGCAACAAAGCGUGCGGCCGCAGCGACAGGGAAAAUGAAAGGAACAAUAUGCAAAAUUAGAAAAGAAAGUAAAGAAGCCGCUAUCAGUGGGGGAAUUUUGCGCACACCAGGAAAGAAAGGAAAAGCAAGUACAGUAGAACCCCGAUUAUCCGCGACUCGAUCAUCCGAUUCGCGGAUUAACCGCGAUUUAUGUCCAUCAUGUCCAAUUUUUUAGUUACAUAUAACCAAUGACUCAAUAUGUAUGUAAAUGUUAAAAUACUUUGCAAAAUGUAUGUUGGGCAAAGUACUUUUGACUCAGUCAUGUUUAUAUACAAAGAAAGUUAAAAAAAAUACUAGUCGAUACAUACGUAUGUACAUACUAUUUUUGUGUUCCGUGUUACGUGAAUAGAUUAUACACCGGUGCGCGAUUCCACGUCCGCAUGACCGGACUGUACACUCCCGCGCGUAGCACGGCGCCGUGCCACAGAGAUUACCCGGCGCAUGGAGACAGUCCAUUAGUGUACGUUGUUGAAGCGUGAAGGUGGUGAUAAUUUUAUGUAUUGUAACAGUGAUCUGCAUUCCGACGGAUUAUACCGUAGUGUUGUGCGGAAGUGUUGAGCGUAACAUUUCAUCAUGUCAUCAAAUGAACAGAAAAGAAAGCGAGUGGUACUGUCAAUCGACAGCAAAACAAAAAUUAUAGAAAGAUUUCAGAGUGGAGAAACGAUUGCAAAACUUGCGACUGAGUUUGAUGUCGGUAACACAACAGUGCGCGACAUCAUAAAAAAUCGGGAAAAAAUCCUUCAGUUUGCUUCACAGGCUGACACUUCAAGUGGAUUAAAUAAACGAAAGACGAUGAAAGAAUCCACAUUUAGCAGCUUGGACGCUUGUUUGUUUGAAUGGUUUCAACAGAAAAGGUCGGAGGGUGUACCACUAAGUGGCGUAAUUUUAUCACAGCAGGCUCAAAUUUUUAAGAAAAAACUAGGCCUGACAGAAGAAUUCAGUGCAUCGCGAGGUUGGUUGGCAAGAUUUAAAGAUCGUCAUGGAAUAAGAGAAUUGUCCUUGGAAGCUGAAAAACUUAGCGGCGAUACCGAAGGGGCAAGCACAUUUAAAAAGGAGUUCCAGCGGAUUAUUGACAGACACAACUUAGUUCCAGACCAAGUGUAUAAUGGAGACGAGACUGGUUUGUACUGGAAGUGCUUACCAAGUAAAACACUUGCAGCAUCAGCAGAAAAGUCUGCGCCUGGCCACAAAUCGAGUAAAGAGAGAAUCACAAUCAUGUGUUGUGCUAAUGCUAGUGGAGAAGAUAAACUAAAAUUAGUGUGUGUCGGGAAAGCAAAACAGCCACGAUCAUUUAAGGGCACGGAAAUGAAAUAUUUUCCAGCUGAUUACUAUCACAAUAAAUCUGCUUGAAUGACUCGAGAAAUUUUUAAACUGUGGUUCCAUUCCAAAUUCAUACCACAUGUUUCUGAAUUUUUGAAGUCAAGAGGUUUGCCGGUCAAAGCAGUGCUUUUCUUAGAUAAUGCACCAUCUCAUCCAAAUGAAAACGAGUUGAAAUCAGCAGAUGGGAAUAUUUUUGUAUCCUAUUUGCCUCCAAAUGUGACUGCGCUCAUUCAGCCAAUGGAUCAAGGUGUUAUUGUAACAUUAAAGAGGCAUUACCGACGAGAACUCUUAAACUUACUGCUGGAGGAAGAUAGGGCAAUGGUUCAGUUUUGGAAAAACAUGAACUUAAAGGAAGCAAUUUAUCUUGUUGUUAAGGCGUGGGGAAUGGUCUCGAAAGUAAACAUAGUCAGAUCUUGGAGGAAGUUGUAUUGUGACAUUGAAGGUUCAGCUGAUAACUUCCACGGCUUUGAAAAAGAAGACAUUGAGACGGAAAACUUUGCUGAGUCGCUUCAAUCGACUAUAAAAAACAAUGAGCAAUUUGCUCAUGUUGAUGAAGAAAACAUAGAGGAAUGGCUACAAACUGCCGUCUUGCUUCCUGGGUAUGAAAUUAAAAGUGAUGACGACAUUGUCAGUUCGAACACAUGCGCGGCCGCCGAUGUCAGUUCAAGUGAUGAGGGCGACGGGGAAGAUUUGACUCCAGCAAAACGUGUGAAUCUGCAAACUGCGUUAGAGUCAACAGAAACACUUUUACAGUUUAUGGAACAGGAAGAAGAUAGUGAGUUCUCAGAUAUUCUUACAUUAAGAAAAGUAAGAUUAAACUUCAAACGAAAAAUAAACAAGUCGCGACAGAAAAAAGUAACAGACUUCUUUAAAAAACUGUAGAAGACUUAACAUAUUUUCCUUAAAAUGCUUAAAAUGUGUUCAAAGUUCUAAACAUCUAGUUUUAUAAUGUUCUUAAGAUAACUUUUGUAAAAGUUUGUACCGAAUUCCUUUGUUUUCAAUUGCAAACCGCUCCACUUCAACUCCUCACUGUGAAUGUGUCACGCUGUUGGGGCCAUUAAUCAUUCCUCUCGGUGACAGUGACGACAGUAGUGACGAAGAUAGUGGUGGUAAGUCUGACUCAAGUCUGGAAGGGAUAGCACCAUUGCCAGAUAGUGAUUAGGUGUGUACCAAAUCGUAACACUAUCAUAUUGUUGUCUUACGUUACGGUGCUAUUUUAUCGAUUAUUCAAAAAAUAAACAUUGUUUCCUUUUGUGUCGUGAAAGGUCACGGCACUAUUUUCCUGUUAUAUUACUUCUCCGUUAUUUUAUUAGCACCGACUGUACUGAAGUUUGUGUGUGUUGCAACUAGUGCUUGGCACGCAAGAUAAAUUCAGCCUAUCACUAGCUGACGCGGCGCAGUGAUACGACGGUGUUUUUUUAUUUCAAAACUCAGCUAAGAGUGAACGGAGAAUAGAUACGACCCCUCACGGUUCCCGAGAUUAGGGUCGUUAUUUAUAUGUAAUCUCCGAAUGUCCACAGAUGGUUGUCUGUGGGCUAAUGACCUUUGAGGCAAGCAUGACUCGGCUAACAGCGAUUUUCGAUUAUCCGACUCACUCGUCCCCUUCAUUAACACGGAUAAUCGGGGUUCUACUGUAGUAACAAGAUAUUGGUUGAUGAGUUUGACCUUGGGGUAAUAUGGCGCACCGUGCAACAGUUUUAUACGGUGAAAGAAGAGGGUCCAACACUUAAUAAGCUUCUUACAGUGUUACAAGAAGAAAUAAAUUUCCCUGGACGAAAAGAAACUUUGAGAAAAAUCCUGCAUAAAUAGGGUUUCCGGUUCAAAAAAUGCAAGAAUUAAAGGAAAAUAUUAAUGGAACGCAAUGACAUUGUUGCUUGUAGGGGCAAAUAUUUACGUCAAAUGAAAGCAAAUGAGCAGGCUGGUGAAAAGAAAAAAACAUUUGUGUACAUUGACGAAACCUUGAUUCACCCGACGUACACAGUAAGCUAGUGUUGGCAAGACAACGAAACACCCAGUGUUUUGAAUGACAGCGCUGGUCAACGUUGGAUAAUCGUACAUGCAGGUUGCGAUCUAGGUUUCAUUCCAGGUGCAUAUCUCAUUUUCAAGUCCAAAGGUAAAAGUGGCGAUUAUCACGACGAGAUGAACUUCGCAAACUUUUCCAGAUGGGUGCAAGACAAGCUUAUUCCAAAUCUGCCUGCUAAUUCGUUGGUUGUAAUGGAUAAUGCCCCUUAUCACUCCGUUCAGUUAAAUAAACCACCAACAGCCGGUACAAGAAAACAAGAUAUCAUCCAAUGGUUACAGAACAACAUUCCGCAUGACAAUGAUAUGACAAAAUGUGAACUCCUCCAGCUCGUUCGUGGUCGACGUCCACCUCCCAGGUUUCGCAUAGAUGAGAUGUUAGAAGAACAUGGGCAUGAAGUAAUAUGAUUACCACCAUACCACUGUGAGCUUAAUGCUAUUGAGUAUGUAUGGAACAUUGUGAAAUCACGUGUUGCUGAAAAAAUGUCGCUCAAUCAUCACGUACCAUUGAAAACAUCACAACAGAAGCAAUCAAUAGCAUCACCAAAGAAGAAUGGCAAAAUGCUAUUUUACAUGUAAAACAUACAGAAGCAGAGUACUGGACAGGUGACUGUCUAAUGGAGCACGAAAUUGAGAAAAUUGUUGUUAACUUUGGAGAGUCCAGCUCAGACAGUGAAUGGGACUUUUCGGACAACAGCAGCACAUAUUCCAAUGGUAACAUAUCAGGAAUUGAAGAACUAAAUGGCUGAGUGGGCGUUUGUUAUGUGCACUAUGCACGAAACUGUGUUGAAAUGUUUCUUGCAUUUUUUCAUUAAUUAAUCACACAAACAAUAUUUUCUUUGAUUAUAGGCAAAUGUAUACCGACAUGUAUGUUAAAUAUGGUGCUGAGUGAAAUAAUUAUUAUAACACAAACUGUACGAUGUGAUGCUGUGACACACUUUGGUACACACUGUGAAUCUUGGUAGACACUGUGUUUCGCUGUUUCAUACGACUGUACCUUCAGCUUAUCACAACAUUUCUUACUGCAUGACUGCGCUUCAUGGCCAUCGUUUCAUCCGGGUAAUCAUGCUUACAUGUUGCGUACACUUAUGAACGCAUGUGUAUACUCCUUGCUUCCACAGCUAACUGUAUUCCCCUACUGUCAAACCCUCCUCAUUCCCCACCCCUCUCUCAUUGAGACACUAGCGCUCCUGUCACUGCCCUUCUCGGGACCACAGUUGGCUUGGGCGUGUAGUAGUAUUGGGCAAGAAGGCAGCAGUUUACUUAUCAGCACAGUUAUCAUAAAUGUUUUCUGCUUAGCCAGCAGGAGAGAGCCAGCACAGCUAGAGAUAAAAGUGAAGUAUCACUGGGUGACUCAAAUGUAUGGAAACACAUUAUUCCCUCUCACAUAUUACUGAAUUGUGAUGUAGUAGCAGCUCAUUCACAAAUUAAUGCUAGACCAACAUUAUAAUACGUUCAAAAAAAUUUUUUUUUUUAGAAUAAACCAGGUUUUACUGAUUUGCAUAUGAGAUUCGAAGUCACAAAGUUGAUUAAAAAUACUUUAUAACAGUGCAUUAGCUAGUUUAAUAAACAGAAUAAAAGCUUAAUACAUUUUAUGCAUGGAAAAGUAUUAAAAGCGUGAAAUGUGCAUCAACAUAAUGAAAUUAAAAGUCUAGGAUAGCUUGAUAAAAAUAAAAAAUUAUAUAAUAAAUUGCUUGUAUUUAAUAUUGUAAAUAAAAUUAAAUAUUCCUGAUAAACAUAGUACAUUACAAGAUUAAGGAAAUUUUAGCUCUUAAAAUUUGGGCCAUAUGUAUUUUAAAGCAACACAAUAGUGUUUUAUAAUAUGUAUAUUAUACUGUAUUACCCUGGUAAGAUACAUUAAAAAUACAUAAUUUAAAAACCACAAAAAACACCCUUUUCAUUUUUCAAAUAUAGUUACCUAAUGCUAAUGUGUAUGUAAAAAUAAAUUUUCAAGCUAGUGCUCAUUGUGGUUGUUGAGUUAUGGUAUUGAGCGAGCAAAGGUGCAAAAUAGCUUAAAAUUGUAUUCCAUGCUCAGUGUAAAAUUUUUGUGAUGAAAUUUGUUACUUCUCUGUUCACAUUUACAAAGUAUGGAAUAUUAGAUUUUAUUUGCAAUUUAAAUGAGCUAGAUAGCAUGAAAAUCGUGGGUUUUAUAGUAAUUUAAGUGUACUGGCGAAGAUCGCCAGAGAACAUCAUUCGCUCAAAAACUGAAAGCUUCGAAAAUUUCUCAUUCUUACAGUUUUAAUUAAAAAAUUCUAAAAAUAAUUCACAGUUACUCAUGUUAUAGAUAUGUAUGCAUAAAUAAAAAUUUGAACAAAAUCUGUGACAUUGAAGCAGGAUAGUGUAUUUUAAUUAGGUGAUUUGACAUGAAAUGACCCCUAAGUGGUUCUGUUGUCCCUAUCCAACCCCUUCUCCCCCCGCUUCUUUUAAAAUAAAAUUCUGCUUAAGCUGGAGUCUCAAUGCUAUGAUGAACACAACAAGACAAAUCUGAUGAGGGUGUCUUACAUUGUUCCAGUUAAUAGUGUAGUCACUAUACUGUCGUCAGUGGCGUGAGGCACAUCGGGCUGAGGGAGGGCAUAGCCCUUGUCGACGUCAAUACCAUGACAACAUUAACACAACCAACUCUAAUUAUGGCUGUUGGCAAGUCUUGCCAAGCCAAAUGUGUCUAUAAAAUCCACUAGAAACAGUGUAGGCCCUAUAUAAAACCUUUAUUUCCUGUUGAUAGUUGAAGUGCAUAACAAUAUAACAUUUAAUAGUCUCUGGGACUAAGUGAGGUUAAGUUUAUUUUAGAUAAAAGGAAGCAAAAUGUAGCUAUGUUAAUAAGGGACAGAAAGUUAUUCUGUUGUUAGCUAUGCUAAAAUUAAAAAUAAAUGUAAUAAACACUUCAAGGUGCACUACAAAUAUUAAAGUGUACCGAAAAGUAAAUAUAAAUUUCAUUUUUCAACAUUAAGUUUUACCAGGUAGGCAUAUUUUUGAAGUUUAGUUCUGUAAGGUUUAUAUUUUGCUUUCCGUUUUAUGGCAUGCCAUGACAAAAUUAUAAAUAGAAUCAACUUCUUGCGGGCCGUCGGGGUGCGUAUUUAUCGUGUUGAUGUCACUGCGACCUUAUAUUUCAUUGGCUACUGAGAAUGUCAUGUCUGUCGUGUUGUGUUCGUUGUGGCAUUGUGACUCCUGCUUUACACUUCUAAGUCAAAUGCUUAAUAAUUAUUGUAAAUAUUACUUGUAAUAUAAAUAUAAAUACAUAAUUAUUUUUUUUUGUGCUUAAAUAGUGUAGCUUAGACUGAUGAGAGAGAUCUCUGAUCCUGUUGCUGCCGCCCUGCUGUUUACGUGAUACUAGCGGCAUCAUAAUCCUUUGGUUUUCCUGAGAUCCUUAGGAAUAUAACGAGGCUGAGACUGUUUUCAAAAUGAGAGGGAUGUAUGUCAGUGCAUUACGGCUGUGACCAAGACUGUUUUCAACCAUACUGUAUAUUCCACCCUAAUUGGUUUUUAUUUAAGUAAUUUUUGAACAAUAUUCUCUUGGUGGAAAAUUAUUUAGGUUGAGAAAACAGAGUCGGCUAUGCUAUUAAAGUACAACACAAAACUAUGUCAUCACUAUAUUUAUGAUACAGGUAAUAUUUACGUUAAUUUUUCAUCAACUCUUAACCGGAAAAUCCAUUUCACAUGAGACAGGAAUAGUAGUAUUCAACAUUUACUGGGACACUAGCAUGGCUGUGUCAGAGUUACUGUACAGGCGAAUGCAAAAUGGUUAAUUAGAUGUUAAGCUCUUGAAAAUAUCUGAAUGCUGCUCGACAGACUUAUUGGAAAUAAAACAAGGAACUGAAUAAAUACAUUUUCUGGUGUCUAAUCUUCAUUUUUUUUUUUGGUGGCACCCCUACAGUAGACAAUUACCACAGUGAAGAGUUUAAUACCUCGUACAUAUUAGGUGGUGCUUGCUAUAACCAUACAAAGCAAAAUUAUGUAAUAACCAUUACAAAAUACAUAGUAACAUAAGUUGGGGAACCGUUGAGCUGAAUGGUCAGAUCAGUAGAUACUUGCCUGCUACCAAAUGUUGGGGUACGCCCAUUUUCCCGCUGCAUUUAAUUUUUUUUUUACAUUAAAUCAUUUCACUCCUUUUCUGUCUGUAAUGAAAUUUGCCAAAAAGCCCUUGGCCAUUUCACCUUUUUGUCAUCUUCAUGGCCUAUUACAAUCCUGCCUCGUAGCCAGCAUUAAAUCUCACUUGUCAAAUUCACUCUGAAAUGUGGUAAUGUUUGCACUAUAAAUGAAUGUUAGUUAACUAAGUACCUAGUACCACCUAGUAGUAUUGCUCAUGUUUUUUUUCUUCAUGCUCUGAAAAGUUAAAAAAAAAAAAAAAUCUUGAACAGUAAAAAGGCAAUUGAGGUCCUGUCAAAGUUUUUGUUUUGGAAGUCAAAUCUGAUUGGUCAGUAUCAGAAAAUGUAGUUUUGAUAUGUUAUUGUAUUUAUUGUAGCAGUUUGGUUUUAGUGCUUGAACGCUUAACAAAAGCAGUAAAAGUGACUGUUAAUUCAUUAUACACUAAACCUAUCGAGUGAAAAGUUUGUUUUUAAUUGAUAGUUGCUGUAUUCUUGCUAACUGCCUUGACAUAUUUAUUUAAAUUGAAAUCACAGGAUGCAAAAUAUAUAGAAGAACCAUGCAGGCUGCUGAAUUCUAAUGCAAGCUGUCAAGUAAGAUUCUCAAGAUUUCCCCAGCAUGUUUGGUUAGUUUUCAUGGAAGAUCAGAUGAUUGAAAAUCUGCUAGGUAUAUUCAGAUGCAAGUCGCUUGUGUGCACAAUUUUUAUUUAGACAGAAAAAUGUCUUGGAAAGUAAAAACAAAAAAAAAACCCGUUGUACAGAUCAGUUGCUUUCAAUAUUGUAAAUUGAAUAGCAUCUGGACAAUGUCAAAGAAAUGUUUAAAUGAGCUCUAGAAAUUUUCUACUAAUCACAAUAAACAUUUUGGUUUCAUAAAAAUUUGCAUUAUUUUUGUUUUAUACCAAGACUGUACAAAGAAAACUGUUAAAUUGAAAACACUGUUAAUUUUUUUUCAGAUGCAAAACUCAUUGGUUUCUGUUUAUAUAUAGUAAACCUUAAUAAAGUAUAAUUACAGCAAAAUGUUGGAAGGAAAUAAAUUUUUAAAUAUUUUUCCAGACUAGCCAAAUAUUAGUUUUUAUAGAAUUAAUUGAUCUUAUUUUAGACGGUACCACUUAUCUUCCUCUCUGCGACUUACUGGUGUCAAGCACUUUACAUCACUGUGAAUUUUAUUGACCCCUCAUUGAAAAAAAAAAUGGGGAAUGGAGUCCAGCUUGGUUGCAGAAUUCAUAGCCCAGACUGGAGCAGACUCGGCCACUGCUCUCAAGUGUUUGCGAGAUAAAAAUUGGGACAUAAUCAUGGCAAUCCAAACUUACAUAUUUGGCCCGUCUCCGGCGAUGUCUUCCACCUCUGGGGCUGUGGCUGAGGAGAAUGGCAACGUGACCGAGAGCUGCAUCACUGCCACCAGGCCCAGUCUGCACAAGUCUGCUGCAGUCGACGUUACAGACAUAAAGAAGUUGACUCGAGGGAUUUCACGGGCGACUGAUAACGUGAACCUGGUCUCUCGUGCACGUUCUACCAUUGAGAGUGACGUCAGUAAUGUAAACCAGUAUUUUGUUGAAACGCCUGCCUCAACAUUCACCCUUCCUGAUCUGACGGUUUACCCAGAGGAUUUUCGUGCCUUUCUGGAAAAGGAUCUGAUAGAGACUUCGACUUUGGUGUCCCUGGAGCAAGCGGGAAGACUGAACUGGUGGGCUGACUCCGGAGCCUGCCAGAGGUUGUGGCCCCUUGCGACUACUGGAGAUGGAAACUGCUUGCUGCACGCUGCAUCGCUGGGCAUGUGGGGCUUCCACGACAGACUGCUGACCCUGAGGAAGGCCCUGCACGCCUUCCUCAGCAGCAGCGACUGUGCCCCAGCCCUGUGGCGGCGCUGGCGCUGGCAGCAGACGCGCCUCAAUGCCGAGGCUGGCCUCGUCUACUCGGAGGAGGAGUGGGCUAGGGAGUGGGACGGCAUCGUCAACAUGGCGUCCACAGAGCCCCGCCGUCUGCAGGGCAGCCGGCGCCGCAGCAUGAUGAUCGACAAGCCGGGGGACGAGGUGCAUGAGAAUGCCACGUAUGAAAGUUUGGAAGAGAUCCAUGUUUUGGCGCUGGCCCAUGUUCUGAGGCGGCCGAUCAUCAUCAUUGCAGAUGUGAUGCUGAAGGAUGUGAACGGAGAGGAUUUAGCACCAAUACCAUUUGGCGGCAUCUAUUUGCCUCUGGAGUGUCCUUCUGUAGACUGCCAUCACAUGCCCCUGAUUCUGACAUACGAUGCGGCACACUUCUCUUCGUUGGUCACCAUGGAGAAGGAACAUUUUGGGGAUGGCAGUGCGCAGCCCCCGGCAAUGAUUCCUCUGACUGACUCGGAACAUCAGUUGCUGCAAAUACAGUUUGUGAUAGAUCCGGGUGAACAUUUUCCUUUGAACAGCGAUAUAAACCCUCAGCAUUUUGAGUUAACAUUUCAAGAGAAGUUGGCACUUCUCAAUGAAUACCUUGAAGUAGUGCAUGUUUCAAUACCCACAACUCCAUGCAGUGAUGAAGUGUGUGAUCCUAGCGAUGAAGACGACAUCGAGAAACGUUUCAGUGAACUCGCGGACGUGGGGGAGCCCAACAGUGAUACAACAGCGGUGGAUGUAGGUAUUUUUGGCAACAACUGCAGCAAAGCAGCGAAGCAGUUUCAGUCUGUGGCCAAACAGUUUGGCAGCAUUGGAAAGUCUGUGAGUAAAAAACUGAAGAAAAAUCUUGGUUCGAUAACCAAAAUGACUCGCUCUAAUUCUCAGAAGAAAGUCAGUCCGGUGCGGCAGACCACGAAAACAAGUGCCUCUGUUUCGCGUUCUCAAGAUUAUAUACUGUGUGCUGCGUUGCGUUCGGACAUACGACCGGACCACCAAGACGAAAUGAUGCGCAACUACCUGCAGUCUGCACACGUGCGUUUCCAGAACGACAAGGACAUGAAACUGUGCCAGGCCGAAGAACGCCGUUGGAAGGAAGAGCAGAAGCUGAAGGAUGUGCCGGCAGUGGAAGGUGCCUCUGAAUGCAUCAAUCCCGGAUGCACGCUGAUAGCAUCCGCGGCCACGAGCUACAUGUGUAGGUCAUGCUACGAGAAGCAGCGAGAUCAGGAGCUGUCUACGAACAUCAACUCCCCACUGCUGACCCGUAGUGUCUCACUUGUCGACGAUCUAGGCACGCCACGUUACGGAACAGGGAAGUCUAAAUUUUAUGCAGAGUCCGACGUUCGCUCUCACAACGUUAUCAGCAGACUUCCAACGACCAGAGCUGGCAGCAAUAACGACCACACGUUGUAUCUUUCAAAGUCCACGUUCUACGAUGAUUCUGGUUGUCCUCCUAGCUUGAGCCCACAAUUCCCUGGGUUCCCUAAUCAGAGCAUAGGACUUAUUAAGAAUGGUGGUGAGACAAACAGCUCUACGAAACGGCCACUUACAGGAAGGUACAGUUUUGGGCAAGAGCAGAGUGUAAACCCAUCAUCUCGACCUCGUCUCCACAGUUACAACAUGUCCAAACUGUGGGAGAAUACAGCUGGGGACUCAGCAUCUAAAUAUGCUGUUAAUGGGGGACAAGAUCACAUGCUAGCGCCUUUGCAAGAGCAGCCUGCCAGCAGCGCGGUGGCUGGCACUCGCAGUGUGUCGGUGGCCAUGCUGAGUGCCCAGCCGAGUGGGGACCUGCCGGCCGUGGAGCAAGUGAGCCGCCCGAGCUCGGAGGGGGUGGCCUGGGGCGUGUGCCUGCCCAUCGUGGGCGCCCAGCCAUGCCGCAGCAGCGACUGCAGGUUCUUCGGCAGCCCCGAGUCCAGCUUCUACUGCUCCAAGUGCUACAAGGAGAGACUGCAGCCGGCCGCUUCCGUCACUAGUGUCGCAGUACGCGAAGUGAAGAGGUAGACAGAUAUGCCAUUUGUACGUACGUACGUACAUAUUGUGGUAGGUGUAUCGCUGCUGAAGACUGCCACAUCUUGUUACUGUAGCUAUUUAUUAGGAUUUAUCUCUUUAAUUAAUAUAUUUUAGUUAUCUUGUAGCUUAAUGCUCGUUGUUAUGCAGUAUACUUCUAAUCAUCUGUGCUGAUUCUCAAAGGUAAUUAUUCCUUUAUGUGCCAAAAUAAUAUGAAUUUUUUUAUUCUUUCUCAAAAAAACAUAUGUAUCAGAUUUCAUCAAUUAAGAAAACUUCUUCCUGCUAUAAUGCUGAGUUGGCCAAAUAUGAAAAUGAGUGGCACUUAUAACAUAAGUAGUGAGUACAGUAAUGGUGGUAAUAGUGAGAAUUUUUAUGCUUGACUAUUUUCUUGUCAGAGUUUUAUUGGACCACAAACACCAGAUGUUGUGCAUUCUCUAUUUGCUCGAUAUUAAUACUAAUUUAAGUAAAAAUCUAUUUGAUCAGUAAACAGUUAUCCAGUUUAAACAGAAUUUUUCUGAGCACUACGAAAAUAAUUUAAGGUAUCUGUUUUAUUACUUUUAGGUUUCAUUGUAAUGUGAUGAAUAUCAUAUUUCACAUGCUUGUGAGCUUGAUAAAAUUUAUGUUAUAAUACAGUGACAUUACUUAAUCAGUUAAAGUAUUUUCUCUUAAGUAUAUCAUACGUCUAUAGUGGCAUUGGAUUGAGAUAUAAUUUUCACAAGUUGUAAACGAAUGAAUUUUAUCUUCCUGAUUUUUGCCCGGCAGUCUAACCAGCACGUCCUCUUAGUGAAUAGCUUGAGAGGCAAACAACUAUAGCAUAUAAUAGAUAUCAAUUAGUGAAUGUGUGAUAAAAUUAAAAUAGUAAUAAGAUACAACAUUAUACUUGUGUUCAAGUGUGUAUCUACUUCAUACCACCAUAACUAACACAUAAAAGGUUACCCAACUAAUUAUUCUACUCAGUUCAAUCUUUGUUAUAUGUGCUACUAAUUAGUAGCUACUAAUUAUUUGCUACUAAUUUAGGAGUUAUAGUAUAGUAUAAAUGUUAUAAACCAUAGGACAUGUUUUAGCUAACCUUACAAUUCACAAAUUCAAACACCCUAAGCAUAAUCCUGAAUUGUUUGUAUUAAUUAAUGCAUUAAUGGAAAGACAGUAAAUAUUAGUUUGGAUGAAAAUUUGUGUAUGCAGUUGCAUGCACUGGUGUUGUGUGGGUGUAUGGGUUCCAUUUAAUCACAAGUUUCACAUGAUUGCAAAGCGAUGUGAAACAAGAGAUUAGUUAUUGUGUCAUAGUUUGAUGUUUGAUAGGUAUGUAUUUAGUACAAUAGGAUUACAAAGUAUGAAAACAAACAGAAAUUUGUUCUCAAAAGUGUUAACUAUGAGAAUUUUAUAAUAAAUUUAAUUUUUAGAAUUAGUAAUGAAUCGAAAGUCAACGUAGAUAAUUCGGAGUGUACUGCACAUAUAAUGGUGUUGCGCAUAAUGGGUCAGUGUAGCCGUGGAGGUAAUAUUGCCUGUAUGGACAUAUUUUUCAUUUAAAUAAUUCGCAAUAAAUGUUUAUGUGCCACUCGAAUAAUGUGGUUUAUUCUAUAUACACUGUGCUAUAUGCAAAAUGAUAUAGAGAUGAUUACUGUGCUUCCCAUUCUCGUAUAAUCGUCGCACAUUUUAUUCUAAAAUCAAGUUUGAAAAGUAGGGGUGCGAUGAUUAUGACUUAUGAGGAAAAAAAAUUUUUUGUUAGGUAAAGUUAUUCAUAAAAACAAAACCUGUUCAUGGAAAGUACGUUUAUUUAAAAAAAGGUGGAGUAUACAAUAGCACGCCAAACAAUCUAUAUUAAUAAUUCCUUAAACAAAAACCUUUCUUCAACUUUAAAUAGAAUAACCAAAACUCUAAUGCGAACGCAAGCCACUUGAAUCUGACGUGAACUAACGUUGUCGUAGUACAUACUUGCUACGAAAGAAUGCGGGCUAUCAUAUGUAGUUAACUCGGCACCUGACAGAGAGCACAACUCGGCACCUGACAGACAGCGCGCGUUGCAUCCAAUCGGUGAGAUAUUGAUAUUCGACUACGUGCGCGCGCUCUAUACGGGAAGCAACAUAACCAAACAUGAUUGAUGCGCUGGCUACAUUUUUGUAAGCAGUACGCCGCGGUAACGCAUACAAUCAGAUAAAGGAAAUACCAUUAAAAAACGGUUUUAAAAGAAAAUUUACACGUCAGACAACUUUGUAUUUCCGUUAAUUAAAUAAAUAAGUGGUAAUGACCGAAAUUAAAUUUUAGAUUAUUCCUUCACCGUGGCGACGCAGACGAUCAGAUAAAGGAAAUAACGUUUAAAAAUGUCUUUAUAAGAACAUUUACACAUCAAACAACUUCGUAUUUUUCCUUUAAUUUAUUAAGUAAGUGGUAAUGACCGAAUAAAUAUUCGAUUUCUACUUUAAAAUACAUAGUUUUAUACAGAAAAGAUAACUACACAAAGCGCUCUGCAUCUACUAGCGGGAUCAAAAACAUCAUGCGACGUUUACGCGAGAAGUUUUUUAUCCCAAUUUUGACAGCCUAAAGUAUGGUUGCGACGAUUACGCGUGUGCGACCAUUAUGCGAUAAAACACGGUAUGUAAUCAUUAAUAUAGCACUGGAGCUUAUAGGUGCCUGCACUUACAGUAUUUCAUUCAACCAAUUUUUCUAUGUAUGUUAGAAUAUUGUGGUAUCCUAUAAGCAAAACUUGUGUGUCGUGAAAAUAAUAUUUUUUAAACUUUUUAUUAUAAUGUAGCAUUUCCAAAUUACUGUUGCUUCGUGCAGACAAAAUUAAACAUGUAAUACUUAUAUAUGUAGCUUUAUUACUUUUUUUAUUCAAAAACUUUAAAAGUUGAUCUAAUACCCUAAAUAGUAGGUAUAGUGUUGUACAUAUGCUUGCACAAUACAUGUUCAUUUCAAUAGCAAUAAAUAAGUUUCUAUGUUUAAACAAAUAUUACUUUUGAAGGUUCUUCAAAGUUGCAUUCAUAAAUUGUUUUUUCAACCAUAAAUUCUCCAGUUAAUUUUUUUCUGUUCUGUUUUACACCAAAUACACAAAGGCUUAAAAAGAGUCUUAAACUGCUAAAGAUAUCUCAUAACUCAUAAGUGUAAUACCAUUUUAUUACUUUUACUAUUAUGAAAUUGCUAAAACGUGAACUAUUCUAAAUGUUACAAUAUUGAUUUACAGGGAUUAAUGGUAAUUAUGCUGGCAGAUAUAUUUUUUAAAAUGGAUGUUUUUAUACAUGUGAAUAUACGCUUAUUCUUUAGAACUGUAUUACAUAUUAAUAUAUAUAUAUGUAUAUAUAUAUAUAAAGGUGUUUAUAUUGUAAAUUGUAUAUAACUAUUUUUACUUUACUCACAUUGAAAUAUGCCUCACUAGUCAUGUUAUAAAUCCUUGUUCAUCUGUGAUGUACCAUGGCAGGUUGUUUAAUGCCACUGUUUGUAUAAUUUGUGUCUUCUUACCACAAGAAUUACAUUUUCCACAGCAAGCAUGUUAAUUAUACAUCAUGUCACUGCUGUGGCACCACUCCCAUGAAACUGAAGUGGAACAAUUGUAAAUAUUAUUAAAUAUGAAAAUAUUGUUUGCAAGAAUCAGAGGCAACAGUGUUUGUUAAAAUAAUUGUGUUUAACAAUGUUUCUCAACUGUUUUAGAAGUAUUAAAUGUGAAUGUUUGUUUUUGUGGCAUUAACGUCAUCCUCCUUUCUACUUUACCCAGUGCAAUGUGGCAGCUAGUUUUUUUCUGAAGGCAACUACUAUUUUAGCUAUGUUAAAUGUAUGCAGUACAUUUAUGAAGGUUAGCAUGUGGUGUUAAAAACCACAAACAGGGAAAGAUUAAAGUUCUUUAAAUAUCAUUGAUCAUCAACAUUAUGCUGGAAAAUCUUAGCCUGUAUUAAAAUCAUUCACUCUUGCAUUCCCAAACAAAAUUGUAAAGUACUGCACAGUAAUUACGUUGCAGUAGAACCCCCAUUUUAUAUUACUGCUUUUAAAGUUUUCCCUUUAUUUACACCAUUUUAUUUUGGUCCCAUUUGAAACUCAUUUGACGCAAUGAAAUGCAUUUCCAUUGAUUACAACGCGCCUGCAAUCUGCUUCCCGUAAUUUAUGCUAUUUUUUGAUACUAUACCUAGAAAAUUUUUUAUUCCCGUUUUUGUCAUGUACAUUGUACAUAUGAAUAUAACACUUUCGUGUGAAAUACCAAAUCCAAAAUGCUGUUGGAAACACUAGUGCUGUAGCUCCUGGAUUUUUCAAUAUGCUCUUCCAUUAAAAACUGUAUUGACAGGUUGCCAACGCUGGCCUGAUAAUUGCAGACUUUGAUAAAAUGUUAGUAUGCGAUGCUAGCGCUUCAGUUUAUAAAAAUCCCGACUGUCCAUCAGUAACUUAUACAAACAGUGUUACGUACAGUUUGUACUUACGGUAUUCAUCUUUGUCAACGUCCGUUAAAAGUAACAUGCUCAGUAACAAAUUUAAAAGUAAAUAAGCUUAAAAUUUUGUCUUUUACUGUGGGUAAUACUGAAUUUUAAUCUGUACAUAUUUUAUCAUUUUAUCAAAAUGGCAGCAUAUUAAAGAUGGAAAACAUUUUCAAUUAAUGAAAAACUAAACAAUUUAAAGUGCUCGGAUGAGCACAAAGGUACUCGUGUUCCACUCGCUGAGAGGUUAGGCAUGCCCAUGGUGUAAGGAAGAGGAGGUGAAACCGUCCGGCCGCCCAAACUCGUCCUCCACUGCACACGACGUCACCUUGGUCGCACCGCCCGGUCUACACGCAGCGCGCUUACGGGAAUACCACCCACAGACAGUUUAUUUACAAUCGUUUGAAUAUUAGAAGUUACCACGAAGCGUAAAAAUACUUUGCUAUGUGCAUUGUAUUGCAUGUAUUUAGAACAUACAGUUUAAAUAAAUAUAUUAGUAGGUUUAUAUUAAUAAUAAAAUUAAUGAAGCAAUAUUUUUCGGCUGUUUCAUCACUUCAAAUGUUGACUGGGUCUUGCAUUUAUCUAAAUACUGUAAUGGCCAUGAAUGUCAACACUGUCUAAAAAAAAAAAAUGAUUGUACAUAAAAUGACACAGAAUGGUAAUGGCAAUAGGAAUGAAUAUACUUCGAAAAUAUUUAUUAUGAAUAAUAAUAAAAUAGAGAUAAUAAACAUUAUGGAUGCAGGCGACAAAGAAUUACACAAACAUAUUACAAAAAAAAGCAUGACACAAAACAAAUUUUCUAUAAAUACUUAUGUGUAAAUGUAAGCACUUUUGAUGUAUUUAUUAAUUUUAAUUAAUUACAAACAAUAAACAAAAAGAUAAAUAAUGAUAGAAAAUAUAUUUUAAAAAUAUAUUUAAAACAUAUUAUUAAACCAAAUAGUUUUACAAUAUUUAGCAAAAAACAGCUUGCAGGCAUUACAAAAUUUUUAGGUACAAAUUUAUUUGUCCAAUGUUUAUAAACUGACUAUUAUCUGUCUGGACUUAGUAUGAUACCUUUGUAUUACUGCAGAAGUUGUUAUUAUCCAGUGUAUAUUACUCUUAUCGGGGGGAGGGGGGGGGGGGGGCACAUGCCCCUGUGCCCCCCUUCCCUUUCUGGAUUCGCCUAUGGAGCACACACGCACAUGCGCUGAGAAUGUACUGAGCGAUGAUCCCUGCAAAUUUUAUUUUUAAGUAUUUAAAACGUCAGUUUAUUUUAACACGUUAAAUGCUAUUUAAGACGUAAAACACAAAUUCUUACACGGAGAGACAAAACAAAAUUGUACCAUUAUCUAAACACUCAAAUGGAAAAAUUGGCAAAGAUAAAAUUAGCAAAACAAUGAAUUCAUUUACGUUAAUUUUCAUUAUUGUGUGUAAACCAACAACAUAACACAACACAAGCAGAUUGUAAUGCUGAAAUCUUAAAAUACCUUUAGGUAACUAACAUAUUACUAAAAUCAGUAUCAUCACAUGUAACUAGAAAAGUAAUUCACUUUCACGCACCGCAUUUUGAGCGGUAUUUUGCCUUAACAUUAUUAAGUUAAAUACAUAUCGUAAUGAAAUAAAAAUAAACUCCUUCCAAAGCCUAUACGAAUUCAUUUAAAACAAACAUAUUAGGUCUCGAAUUUCAAAAGUGGUUGUAUGUAAGCCUAUUUUUUUUUUUUAUAUUUUAUAAUAAUUAUCUCACGGUUUUGCUUGUAUACUUAAAUAUAUUUAAACGUAAUGAUAUACGUCCUCCACACUCCAUUGAAGAGAACAUUUUCAACGACAGAAAAAAUGUGCAUGUUUCUUUUUGAUGUAUAGAGGGUUCACAUUCCUACUUUCAUUCGAUGUGUUUACAGGUUAGUUUUAUAACAAACAAAAAAAAAUUGAACUAAAACCUGCAGUUCUUGCUGAUGCCCGCAAACACAAACAUUUUAGUUUUUAUUAAUGUGUGUAUAUAUAUAAUGUUUAAAUUUAAUUUUUAAUAAAUAAAUUCAAUAAAUUACCUUUUUACUGUGAAAGACUUUAUUAUUAUAGAUAAUAACUCGCUAUUUUGCACGAAAUAUAUUCCUUGACCUAAAUUUAACCUACAGUUAAUCAUACAAAAAAAUAAAAAAAUAAAAAUCCUAUUAUGAAACAAGUGACAUUUCUACUUAAAAUCAUGUUUGUUUAAACUUGCCUCUGCUACCACAGAAUUUGUCCUUCCUUUUACAUAUGUUCACCCACUUACUGCAAAAAACAUUUUUUGGAAAAGAAAAAUAUUUUAUGCCAGAAUCUCGAGUCUUUUUGAAAUGAUUGUGACAUCCGAACACUGCACAAUUUGGCAUUUCAACUACAUAAAAGCACUAGGAUUAUGUGAGCACCAACAGUAACAAACGUUCGCACGAGACGCAGAUGAAAUGGAUGGGAAGGGCCUGGAAGAAAAGCGCUGGCUACAACCUUUGAAUAUAUAUACUGUAUAGAAGUCGCCAGCCCAGGUUAAAAUUUCUAAUACGGUUUUGAGGUAGUUGGUUAAUUCACCGCCGCAAUCGCCACCAUCUCUAGGGCAUCGACUUGUGGUGGUCCCUAGCGGAGAAGUGUCGAACUCUUCCAACACCCCUUCCCCCUCCCGUUGAACGACCUUGAGCUGCAGUGAAUGAUAGGUGGGGGGGUGUAGGGAAUGACUGCGGGCGACAGUGCUGCGCUCUAACGUGCAAAUAACAACCUAAGACGAUACAGGGCGUCACUGCAGCGCCCUGCAGCAGUGAAGUUCCUAAGCUGCUCAUCAUACGCUCCUGAAAAACGUAGAGAAAAUCCUAUCCACUCGCGACUUCUAUACAGUAUAUAUUUUCAAAGCUACAACCAAGGUGACGUAGCGAGGGAGCGCGUGGAGGGGGAAAACAUGUGCACGGUUUCAUCUCCCCUUCCUUAUACCAUGGGCAUGCCUACCUAUUUCAACUCUGAAAAAAAUUGUGAAAAAUCAGUAAGUCAUUGAAGGAAAUUCAGCUCAACAUGGUGGUUUUUCAAAGGAAUGAAAAUACAUUUGUGUAAAUGUCUGAUGCUAAUAAUUAAUAAAGGAUGAAAGUAUGUACAUAUACUGUAUGCAUGCUUUCCUAUACUCUAUACUAUACAGAAUGUAAAUAUGGGACUUUAAUGUUAAUUAUUCUGUUUAUAUAUGCUUCAGAAAUGCUUAAUGAAUAGAGUAUGGUAUGUUUAGUUAUUAUAUCAUCACAGUUCUCUGAGAAAAAAAACUUUUCUUACAUUUCCCUCAUUUUACAUCAUUUUCCAUUACCACCAUGAAUAGUGUAAAAAAGUGAUUCUACUGUAUUUUAGGCGUGUGAUGUGAUGGAAACCCCAAAGAAAAAUAUGAAUGUUAAAACAUAUAAGGAGCUAAAAUUUGCUCACAAACUAAACAAACAAAACACUUUCAUAGUAAUAGUCAUAUCAUGUCAGGCAAUCCCAUCCGAAAUGUUAAAUUUCUUACUACAUCACAUUAGGCACACUGGCCUAUAAUCUUAAAUACAUAAAAUAAUUCAAUCAACUGGGAAAAAAAAAAUAUUAAAAUUAAACACACUUAAGUUUGUUGAACUAAAUUAUAAUAGUAAGCUACUUAUAAAUGUGUACUGUACAUGUGUCCAUGAUGACCAAAUGGUUUGUAACACGCAUAAAUAUGUCUCUUGCUCUUCCAUCUUUGUUGUUACAGGAACUGUUCAUAUAUGAAUGUAACAAUAGGAAUUUACUAAAAAUAUUGGACAUUCAUAUUUCGUACAUGUGAAAAGUUUUGAAACUUAGUAUGAAGCAUUUUCUAGAGGUGGGUCGAAAAGUAUCAACCUGAUACUUUGGCACUGAUACGCGCCUGUAUCAGGAACGGCAAACGAGUACACUUGAUAAGUAUCAAGUACUUUAGUAUCAGUUCUGAAUUCGCCUGGAACAACACCACGGCCAAUGUGCGCAGAACCCGAUCGUAGAUGACGGUCACUUGGGCGGAGCUUGUGAAAGGGGAGGGAGCAGGAAUGACGAAUAAGGGAUAAAGAAGGGAAAUAAUGUAGAGAACAGGGUGUCUACUGACCCUGGAAAACCUGGAAAACCUGGAAAAAUCAGGGAAUAUUGUAAUCAGGGAAAAAUCAGGGAAUUUUUGUUUGCUAGGUUGUAGUUGGCGAUACGUUUUUUCUUUAUUGAUCUGCUUGCAUUGACGUAGCAUCAAGUGAAUCGCGCCCCAUUUUUUAUUUUUGAAUGGAAAAUAACGAACAGUUUCCACGUCCAUUUUCUUUUAUUUACCAUCGGAUUCGGAAGUGGCGUUAAAUCACGUGAUACAAACUGGUUCUAGCUGGUCUGUUAUCCUGCUGACGUACGUACUGCAGCAUGUGCUUCCCACGUUCGGAUUAUACCGACAGGUGCAUUUAAUUUUAAGUAUCUAUGGAUGCCCUCAACGUAAACUGGGCAUUUUUGUUAGCUUUGAAAAUACAUAUCACCGACACUUUUGGUGAAGAUUCGCCAUCGUUGCUACAAUAUUGGUAGCUGUGGGCUUCAUACGGUCCAUGGUGCUUUCAAAACUGGAAUUUCUGCUAUACAAUUGGACGUUGUUAGUUUUUUGAGGCACAGUUACUAUUUGUUUAUGCAUGUACCUGCAAGGAGGGCAGAUUACAUUAGAAUAACUGGAUCAGAGCUUUUUUCCAAGAAAUUUUGUGCAAUCAGAUGGAAUACUGCAGUUGCUGAGCGUGCCAUGAAAACGUUACCCCACCUAAAGAAAUUUGUCAGUGAAGUUUCUAUUUCAUCUGUGUCUUUCAGUGUAGUUAAAAGUGCUCUUGAAGAAAGUAAAAUUGACAUUCUUCUACUCUUUGGCAUCAAAGCUGGAAUUGUUUCUCACAAUGUUCCAAAGUGAAACACACAUGGCACCUUUUCUCUAUGAUUCACUGGUAGACAUUUUAUUAGCUUUGGCAGGAAAGUUUUUGAAACCAGAGGUACUGAAGAGCUUUAGGGAGAAACACAAUGUAUCUCGAUUGGAUGUAGAUAACCAGGAAAAUCUAUUGACUGCUUAUCAAGUUGGGUUAUGCAAUACGCCAUGCGAUCAAGAAAGAGAAAUUACCAGUAAAGUCUGUCCUGUUACUGAAAAAUGAUGUUAGGACUUGUCUAAAGGUUAUAGUAAAAAAACUUCAAGACAAAAGUCCCGUAAAGUACAAACUUACCAAGGGAAUUUCCUGCUUAUGUCCGUCUGUGGCUUUAAAUUCGGUUGUGAGGAAACAGUGUGUGAAUUACAGUUUAGAAUGUUGUCUUCAAAACAAGUGGCUAUAAGGACAAGAAGCUGAUAACAUUGAGUGAUCAUAUCAGUUGGUAUGUUCCUCGCCAGAUUCUGAAGAACUGUUCUCGUCUUUUUCUCGAGAAGACUGGCGCCUUGAUCACUUGUGGAUGCUCUUUCUUAAGGCACAUACAGUAGCUGCCAAAACAGGUAUUCUAAAGUUUGUGAGGAUGAUGUUGGUACUUUCCCAUGGAAAUGCAUCAUUGGAAAGAGGAUUUUCAGUAAAUUCUAAUUUGCUGACUGAAAACUUGCAGGAAGCAAUACUGAUCGCACAAAGACAGAUGUACGACUUUGUUCAACGUUCUGGAGGUGUAGAGCAUGUUGAUAUCACCAAGUCCAUGUUACAGUAUUUAAGAAAUGCUAGUUGUAGGCGUAAGGAAGCCCUGCAAACAAAACAAAAAGAAAAGGAAGCUACAGACAAGAAGAAGGCAGAAAAA